UAUAUUUUGUAAUCACGAUUUAAAAAUUUCUUUGAGAGAUUGUCCGAGAUUAUUUAAUGUUUUAAAACAGGCAAAUUGUCAAACGAUGAAUGUGGUCCGGAAAUGCAUGUUGAGAAAAACCUCCAAAAUGCAAGAUUGAUCAUAUUAUAGUAUUAAAUAUAAUUUUACAAUUUCUCGUUGAAUCGAUACAUCGGUCCUAUAUUUUGCAAACUUUAAUUUUAAAUGGAUGACGUUAGUGUUAUAAUAUUGAGCAAUAACAUGAUGGAUGAAAUCAAAAACACCAAAGUUUCAAUUAACGUGGUACCUAUAACUGAUAAUGAUAAACAAGUUGUGAUGAAUUCCUUAAAACAGUAUUUUUUCCGCGAUGAACCUUUAUGUGCAAGUUUAGGGUUAAUGGAAGAGAAAGAAUCAGUAGUACAACUUGAAAAUUUCUGCGCUGAUUUAUUACAAAGUGGCGUAUCGUUUAUGGCAGUAUCUGCAGAGACAGGGGAAAUGGUGGGUGCCUCGUUGAAUACCACAAUAUGCAGAGAUAACGAAAUAAAACAAUUCGGCGACGAGAACAAUGAUAAAAGUUCAAAGUUUAAUGAUAUCAUGGUUUUAUUAGACAAAGCUGGACGAGAUGUUGAUGUGUUUGGGCAUUAUCCAAAUAUCAAUCGUAUAAUGGAGUUAAAGAUUAUUACAGUAAAUGAGGCAUAUAGAGGACAAGGCGUUUGCAAGGCCCUCAUCAACAAGUCUAAAGAGUUGGCAUUGGAGUUAGGGUACCAAAUGAUUUACGUGGAAUGCUCCAGUCAUUUUACUGCAAAAGCUGUUGAAAGAUUUGGAUUUCAAUGUAUAUAUUCGUUGUCUUAUUCAGAUUAUGUGAACAAGCAGAACGACGUCGUUUUCAAAACACAGCCUCCUCAUAAAUACUUCAAAAUUCAUGUAUUACUUCUCUAAAUUAUUGUACCUAUAUUCUUUAACUUAUUUACCAACUUCGGUACUAUACUGGUAACAGGUCGAAUMUAAAAAGAAGAAAUGUAGAUUAUUAACAAUUUAUGUAUAUUAUACAAUAUUUUAUUAUACCAGCAUGGACGUAGAAAAUUAAACAAU
Molecule: messenger RNA, 1089 nt
Organism: Diuraphis noxia (Russian wheat aphid)
Lineage: Eukaryota; Metazoa; Arthropoda; Insecta; Hemiptera; Aphididae
Product: arylalkylamine N-acetyltransferase 1-like
Molecular function (GO): N-acetyltransferase activity
Source: RefSeq, a predicted model, not a curated record